GUUUUAGAAAGUCUGUAUCUAAUUCUCUGCUCUGAUAUACCACAGUGAGGGAUGGUUUUCACAUUUUCACACUAUGAAGGCAUGCGCUACAGCUCUGCUUUUGAUCCUCUCGAUCACGCUGCAGUAUUCCUGCGCUUUGAGUCCCACAGAUUGCAAUGCUACUGGGCCCCUGGCUGGGAAAGCUCUAGAUCUGAUCAAUAAAGGACGGCAGAAUGGCUUCCUCUUCCAGUUGCUGCGGGUCACUGCUGCCCACUUGGACGAAGUGGAAUCUGCAACUGUCUAUUAUUUAGCCUUAGAUGUGAAAGAAUCUGACUGUCCGGUCCAAUCCAGGAAAUACUGGGAUGACUGUGAGCCAGUGCUUUCUAGACGUCCAUCUGAAAUAGUGAUUGGACAAUGUAAGGUAAUAGCUACCACACAUUUGAAUGAAUCUCAGGAUCUUAGAGUGAAUGACUUCAACUGCACCACAAGUUCUGUCUCUUCUGCACUGGCCAAUCCUAAAGACAGCCCCGUACUCUUCGAUUACUUUGAGGACACUGAGCUCUACAGAAAACAGGCAGACAAGGCCCUUGAGAAGUACAAAAGGAAGAAUGAUGACUUUGCCUUUUUCAGAGUGGACCGAGUGGAAAGAGUUGUAAGAGUGAGAGGAGAGGAAAGAACCAAUUACUACAUGGACUUCUCUGUGAGGAACUGCUCCAGCCACCAUUUUCCUCGGCACGCUAAUGUCUUUGGGUUCUGCAGAGCAGAUUUGUCCUAUGAUGUAGGAACCUCUGACAUAGAAAGUCCAAAAGAUAUUGUCAUAAACUGUGAAGUCUUCAACCUUAUGGAACAUAGAAACAUCAGUGAUGUACAAGCCCAUCUGGACCAUCUACCCCACUCUGGUGGGCAUGAGCAUUCUCCUGCUGGCAAGCCUUCAUUUAAGCCCAAGAGAUCCAGAGAUUCCCACCAUCCUCACAAGCCACAUCAACUUGGAUGCCCACCUCCUCUAGAAGACAAAAAUCACGCAGACAGGCCACAGUUUCAAUCAGGAGCUCCUCCAGUGUUGCCCCCUUCAAGAUGUCAUCACCCCCAUUUUGGCACCAAUGGCACCCAUACACCCCCUCAUAAUCAUAGUUCCAGUGAGCACCAUCCCCAUGGACACCAUCCUCAUGACCAUCAUCCCCAUGGACACCGUCCCCAUGGACACCAUCCCCAUGGAUACCAUCCCCAUGGACACAAUCCCCAUGGAUACCAUCCCCAUGGACACCAUCCCCAUGGAUACCAUCCCCAUGGACACCGUCCCCAUGGACACCAUCCCCAUGGAUACCAUCCCCAUGGACACCAUCCCCAUGGACACCAUCCCCAUGGAUACCAUCCCCAUGGACACCAUCCCCAUGGAUACCAUCCCCAUGGACACCAUCCCCAUGGCCAGGAUUUCCAUGACCAUGGACCCUGUGACCCACCACCCUAUAGCCAAAGUUCCCAAGAUCACCAUCGCUGGGGCCAUGGCCCACCACCAAGGCACUCAGAAGAAAGAGGUCCAGGUAAACGACACUUUCCCUUCAAAUGGAGACAAAUUGGAUAUGUUUACCGACUCCCUCCACUAAAGAAAGGUGAAGUUCUUCCUCUUCCCGAAGCCAAUUUUCCCAUCUUCUCAUUGCCAAAUCACAACAAUCCUCUAAAGCGAGAAAUUCAGCCCUUCCCUCUAUCAGUGUCUGAAUCAUGUCCAGGGACGUUCAAGAGUGAGUUUUCACAAGUCUUGACGUUUUUUGCAUAUACAUUUCCAAAGAAAAUCUGAGUUCCUUGACAAAUGAAUAAUGUUCUGAAUUAGAACCAUAAAUAAAAUGUAACCAGUAACAAAAUCAAAAUUACAACCAUCUUCACUUUACUUUCAUAUUUAGGAUAGGACAAACUGUGCGUGGGGGAGAAGACGGCAUGAGAAGAGCCAAAUGGAGAAAGGAAAGAUCUUAGUCCCAUAAGUCAGAAGUUCAUUCCCCACUGGCCAAUGUCCCACUUGAGGCAAAUCUCUGAUCCUCAGAAUUUCUUUAUUUCCUGACUUAACUCCUUUAAUUCUAGCAUCUUUCCUCUAUUAGUACUUAUGCUGUAGCUGGGCGUACCAAGAAGCUAUGUAUUAUUAUGUAAAGGAUUAUUGUUAUAAAAAGUGAUCCAAA
Molecule: messenger RNA, 2147 nt
Organism: Rhinolophus ferrumequinum (greater horseshoe bat)
Lineage: Eukaryota; Metazoa; Chordata; Mammalia; Chiroptera; Rhinolophidae
Product: histidine-rich glycoprotein-like
Exons: 7
Coding region: 74-1774 (566 amino acids)
Biological process (GO): heme transport; negative regulation of fibrinolysis; regulation of platelet activation
Cellular component (GO): extracellular region; blood microparticle; endolysosome
Molecular function (GO): serine-type endopeptidase inhibitor activity; cysteine-type endopeptidase inhibitor activity; heparin binding
Source: RefSeq, a predicted model, not a curated record